Coregonus clupeaformis (lake whitefish) is the source of this 1963-nucleotide messenger RNA. RefSeq names its product tripartite motif-containing protein 16-like. The coding region runs from base 60 to 1850 and encodes 596 amino acids. Lineage: Eukaryota; Metazoa; Chordata; Actinopteri; Salmoniformes; Salmonidae. The record is from RefSeq and is a predicted model, not a curated record. The transcript is spliced from 6 exons. Gene Ontology annotation, molecular function: protein binding; zinc ion binding.
UUUAAUACAGGUCAGUGGAGUGUCAUUCUGUACUUCAAACAGUCUGACCCAGCAGGACCAUGGCAGAGCCGAACUUCCCCCUGCCUCCAGAUGGCUACACCUGUCUUCUGUGUGCCGAUAUGCUGCGAGACCCAGUUACCAUCUCCUGUGGAGACACCUACUGCCUGGAGUGCAUCAAGAUCUACUGGGACCAGUACGACCACCUGGGGGUGUACAACUGUCCCCAAUGCCGGGCCACCUUCACCCCUCGCCCCGUCCUUAGGCGCAACGUGCCCAACGUGACCCAGGUGCGCCGGCAGCUGCCUGAGCUGCAGCCCUUCCCCUACCUCCAGAGGGAUUCGCUGUGUGACUUCUGUGUGGGCCGCCGCAGUAAAGCUGUCAAGUCCUGCCUGAUGUGCCUGGCCUACUACUGCGAGACACACAUCAAGCCCCACUACGAGUCGGCCACCUUCAAGAGGCACAAGCUGGUGGAUGAGACGGGUCACCUGGACAGGAAGAUCUGUCCGCAACACGAGAAGGGCCUGGAGCUGUUCUGUCGCUCAGACCAGAUGUGUAUCUGUGUGCUGUGUACCGUCAGGGAGCACCGCAGCCACAACAUCAUCUCUGCUGAGGAGGAGCGCGCUGAGAAACAGAAAAACCUGUUGGUGACCCAGUCUGAGGUCCAGCACAUCAUUCAGGAGCGGAUGAAGGAACUGCAGGAGUUGAGACACAAUGUUGACGUUCUCAAGAGCAAUGCCCAGCGGGCGAUGUUGGACAGUGAUAAGAUCUUUAGUGAGAUGCUGCAGGCGGUGGAGCGCUGGCAUGCUGAGGUGAGCCAGCUGAUCAAGGCCAACAUGCAGGCAGCCAUGUCACAGGCCGAGGGAUACGUGGAGCGGCUGGAGCAGGAGAUUCUGGAGCUGCAGCGCAGAGACGUCGAGCUGCGCCAGAUCCUGGACACAGAGGACAACAUCCACUUCCUACAGAACUUCCCCACGCUGUGUGUUCCUCCUGAGCCCAUGGUGCCCAAAGUCCUAAUCAACCCUCAGUUCUCCUUCGGAGAGGUCACCAAGACUGUCACCGGCAUGAAGGAGCAUCUAGAUGACAUCUGUAAGAAGGAGCUGAGCAAAAUCUCCAAGUUAGUAAGUGAUAUCCCUGUGUACAUACUUUCACCAAGAGGUGGAGACAAACGAUUCAAAGCUCCCACCAGGGCAGAUUUUCAGGAACCCAAAACUAGAGCAGACUUCUUGAGAUGUGAGUGGUCUGUCCUUGUCUGUUCUUUAUACCAACUCAAAGAAUUUCUGAUAAUGGCAAUAAAUCUAUUUUUUUCAGAUUCCUGUCCGCUCACCUUUGACCCCAACACAGCCUACAAAGAGCUGGUUCUGUCUGAGGGGAACCACAAAGUGAUGCGGAAGAAGACGGUCAAGUUUUACCCGGAUCACCCCGAACGCUUCGAUGGCUUCUCCCAGGUUCUAUGCAGAGAGUGCCUGGGUGGGUUCAGGUACUACUGGGAAGCAGAGUGGAGCGGGGAGUUCUCCAUCGGAGUGGCCUACAAGAGCAUCAGCCGCAAGGGUAAGAACUCCUACAGUCUGCUGGGCUACAACGACAAGUCCUGGAGCCUACUCUGCUCUGACUCGGGCUACUCCGCAUGGCACAACAAGAUGGACAAAGACCUGCCAGAGGCCUCGCGGGCCACACGGAUUGGAGUGUACCUGGACUACGCUGCCAACACGGUGGCCUUCUACUCUGUGUCAGAGGCCAUGGAGCUGAUCCACAAAUUCAAGGCCCAGUUCUCUGAGCCUCUGUAUGCAGGCUUUGGAGUGGGCUCCUCUGUGUCCCUCUGCCAACUAAAGGAGAACCUCCAACCUUACUGAGCACGGUGAUAACAGACUGAGGGGAAUCUACUCAAUGUAAAUAGGACUACGUAAACACACAAUCAUUAUGAAUAAUUUAAAUUCAAUAGAUUUGAAUAAAAUAUAAAACCGUA